AUGGAUCAAAUUAAUUUAAUAAAGGUACUUGUUGUAGUUACAGCAUUUCAGUCUAUUCUGAUACCUGCAUUUUCUACAAAUUCUUCAAAGCUUCCCAUUACCUGCCAUUUUAAACUUGAACAGGACGUAAGAAUAAGUAAAGAUCUCCUGAAUAACCUUUCUGAAAGCUGCACUGAAAUCUCCAUAAUUUCUACAGACGCCGCAAGUCGGAUUAUUGAUGAUGAUGCAUUCCAAAAAUUUUCCCAUCUAACGUCCCUUACUAUUCAGGCUAAUUUGUCAACCGUGGAAAAUUACCUGUGGUUGCAAGUACUUGGGGGGUUGGAAUACCUGAAUCUUUCCCAUUGUAACAUUAAAUUUCUAAAUACAGGUGAUUUCACCUCAGGAUUUCCUAAUCUUCGAGUUGUCGAUCUCAGUCAUAAUUCCAUGCCAUUCAUCUUCUUACCUUUCCUAUUCAGUACUCCAAAGCUUGAGCACCUCAAUCUUUCUUCUAAUUCGUUUCGGAGCUUUCCUGAUAUUUCUUAUUCCCUUCUCUCCGUCAAUUUUUUAAAUAACCCUCUAGAAUGUACCUGCACAAAUGUCGAAUUACGAGAUCGGGGUAAUUUCUUAACUUCUGGCUAUAAUUGUAGUCUAUCUCCUUGCCCAUACUACCUGACUUUUAAUACUCCUAUUCCAACUCAAAAUAUCUCGCCCCUUGUUUCUGAGAAUUUCAACGUCUCUUGUCGUGUUAAUUCGUCAAGAAAUUUUAGACUUGGCAUCUUUUCUCCUAUUGGAUUUAUACCUGAACCCUCAUAUGAUGAUAACUAUAAUGGUUCGCUUCAGUCUACUUACCAAUACACCGUGUUACCUGUACAGCAACCAAUACAUAUAAUCGUUCAAAGAUCAGAGUCAUCACUGUUAGCAAUAAUUAAUUAUGCUCGAGGUCAUCAUACUGGCGUGUGGCGAUGUGCCGCUCUCUCCGAAGGUGGCCUUUUCCUUGAUAACAAGACCCAGUUUGUUAUCAUCAGUACGGGUAUUAGGAAACUUUUCCUUCGCACCACAAUUCUCGGUUUUAUUGUCAUGGCUAUUACGUUGGUUCUAGGACUCAUUAUUGGUGGAUGCCGGUAUUUAAUUGAGACUGACUGCUUUAGGCAGCCUCAAACACACAAUUAUGUCGUCCGACCCCUAAUUGGUGUCAUUCCAGUUCCAGCUAUGGACCCUAUUGAUACAUUUGUUGAAGACAUCCCUAUUGAUCAAAGAAUUUGCUCUUCAUGUAUGACAAAGCCAUACUUCUUUUGUGGCUACUGCAAUGAUCAUCACCUUUUCUCCAAUUUUGUGGCUAGACGAAGUGAAGGUGCUAUCCCAGUGAUUCCGCCUCCCUCUUAUAUUGAAGUCUCGCCUGACAAUGUCACUGUUAAUACUUCAAACAUUCAAAAUGUUGAUAAGGAGGAAGAAGAGGAGGUAAAUGAUGAUAGAAUUGAAGUGAUUUCUCCUAAAAAUGACCGACAAAACUCUCACGGAAAAGUCUCCAAUUAUGCCUUCCCCUCCGAGUUCUGCCACUGUCAUCAUCUUGAAGUUCGUUUCACAAAUGAGGGUGAGGUGCAAGCCUCUGCUACUCUACGUGAUGUAAAAUUGAUCUGUGAAGAUGAACAAUUGGCCCAAGAAUACACAGAAGUAUUGGAAAGACUCCAAGCUGCUGCUAAAUCAAAUGAUCCUGUUACCUUCAAAGUCCGUCUAGAUGAAUUUCGUGGACGGUUGGUCCAUGACGUUGGUAGAAGAGUAAGAAUUGCGCGGGAAGGGAUUGUGGCAUUCACAGAACGCUCAGCAAGAUCUGUGGCACGUCUACGGGGUCAAGGUGGUGUUGUAGUGGGGUUUAUGAAGGCUGGACUCUCUCAAGUCCGAGAUGGAAUGAGGAGUGUUGCAGAAAUGUGCACUGGUGGAUCGGAUGAGAGUACUGAAAGUGUUGCUGAUCCCGUGGAGACUAUAGGGCAGUCAAUAUCUGUAGUUAGUAUUUACAAAGACGGAACUACCAGGAAAACGAAAGAGAGAUUUGUCUCUAAUUUUAAGUUCUGA
This is a messenger RNA of Rodentolepis nana, 2049 nucleotides long. NCBI's taxonomy places the organism in Eukaryota, Metazoa, Platyhelminthes, Cestoda, Cyclophyllidea, Hymenolepididae. The record is from the annotation of a GenBank genome assembly.